AUGACGGACUUUCGGCGAAUUUUUAUUAUUAUUAGGAUGUUGAUGUGUUUGAAGUCAUGUCAAGCUGCGUUGCAGUUGCCGCCCAUUGUAACUGCAUAUUAUGUUGCGGAUGGUACCAUCAGAGUAUCGUGGAGUCCCCCUAACACAACACUUGAAAUUGAAAAUUAUUAUAUCAAGGUCUUGGAGACUGGAAUUUACACUUAUAAGUCACCUAAUUCCCGUAAUUUCCGAUACAAGAAUCCAACACCAGACUCAAAAUAUACUUUCCAGGUGUCCACAGUCAUAUCAAAUACAAUCCGUGGAUCGACCAUCACCUCCGUUAACACUCCCGCAGCCAAAUAUAUACCGAAAGGGGAUAAAGCAAGUCUGUCGUUACCAGUAAGGACUAGUGCCAUCCAAACUGUUUUAUUUAAUGGGUUGGUGCUUGCCAGUAUUAAAAACGGCGUAAUCCGCCGAAGACCUCCGAAAGACAUCACAGUAAAAGUAACAGCGGACGCUAUUGAGUUGAACAUAAAAAAGGUGGCGAAAUCCAAUGCCGGAUACUACUUCAUAGGAUCAUUCUCAAGAGAGUUAACUGGAGAGAUGUUGUUUCCAUACGUAUAUAAUGUUUACACUUGUGUUGCGACCGAGAAAGGAAAGGACGCAUGUAGGUCGUCUUCAGAUGAAAGUGAUGGUUUUCAGUUAAAUCCAUACCGCCCGUCCGUAAUCAGCGGCCUUAGUUACCUGGACAGUGGUCGCUAUAACCUGGUUAGAACCGGUUUUAUCUGGUACACAGAAAGGUCGAGUCUAGUGCUUAUUGCCGACAUUGACACCAACCCAGAUGCUGAGGUGGCCUUAUUACGUAAUAAGACAACGGUUGCGACGGGAGUCAAAACCUCUUUUGGAAAAUAUGCUGUCGUUUUGAAAAAACUUCAGUGUAAUCACACUGGAAUGUAUCACGUCAGAGCUAGCAAUGCCAUGACUAAAACUCAACGCAAUACCGAACCUUCUUUGAGGCAGUUUGAACUUCAAGUAAAAUGUAGCCCGCGAAGGGAAAAUGGUAAAAACCGGGUCAUUGAAGUCACAGGGGAAACGGGACAAACCACUCUGCUGAACGUAAGCGUUAUCGCCAACCCCAUGCCCACCGUUGAAUGGUCUGCAGACGUUACGUCACUUCCGAUUCUGCGCGACAACAAGUACAUGUUUACUUUAAGGGGCGAGGUCAUGGUUAAUGAGACGUCAGACUUCCGGAAGUUCCAUGUUAACGUAACUAAUGAAGCUGGUGGGUUGUUGAUCGUCACCUUUAAGAUCCGAUCUGAAGUUCCCGUGAUGCCAACGAAACCAACGAAGACUCUCCCUUGGAUUAAAAUAGUCAUCCCAGUUACCGUCGUUGCCGUUGUCCUGCUCGUUGCUCUAGUCAUCAUCAUCGUCGUACGGAUCAGAAGGAGACGCCAAAAGCUACAGAGGCAGAGUCAUACUUAUGGCAACGUCACCCCAGAAGGCUAUGAACUACCUACAAACUACACAAACCGCAGCAGCGACACUUCACAUCAAAGAGAAAGCGAUAAUUUCCUAAGUGAUGCUGCACAAAAUGAUGACAUAACACUGGAUUCCAAUAACGUGUAUGAAAACUUCAAGCGCCCAAGAUGUGGUGCUGCACAACGUGAUGCCAGAGUGCGAGAUUCCAAUCACGUUUAUGAAACCAUAAGUGAACGAAGAUUUGUACGUUUGAUGUGACGCCAUCAGCCAGACGGAGAAAAUGGCGUCAUUUGAUGGAGCAAAACGACAGAGCAUAUUGACAUUUCUAUGACAAGUACUGCAGCU
Molecule: messenger RNA, 1803 nt
Organism: Ylistrum balloti
Lineage: Eukaryota; Metazoa; Mollusca; Bivalvia; Pectinida; Pectinidae
Exons: 11
Coding region: 1-1716 (571 amino acids)
Molecular function (GO): protein binding
Source: RefSeq, a predicted model, not a curated record